AUGAGUUUGCUAUCCUCGUCGAAGCCUCACCAUAGUGCUGUUCUCUCAGAGACCACACCGCUCCUCGCGUCGCCAGCAGAUAGCCCAGCGUUGCCCAUCAAUGAAGGAAGUCUUCUCGACCACGAUUCGACAGAGACCACCUCGGCUCGCGAAACUCGCCAUGUCGAAGAUACGCCUCUCCCCAAAACUCAGAUAUUUCUGCUCUGCUUAGCUCGCUUGGUCGAGCCCGUCGCUUUCUUCGGGAUAUUUCCGUAUAUCAAUCAGAUGAUCCAGGAGAUCGGAAAGUUGGCAGAAGCUGACGUUGGGUUCUAUAGCGGUUUUAUCGAAGCGAUGUUCUCGUUUACACAGAUGCUGUUGAUGAUUUCAUGGGGCAGAGCUUCCGAUCGUAUAGGCAGGAAACCAGUCCUGGUCUUCUCCUUGGGAGGUGUAGCCGCUGGGACUGCCUUGUUUGGAAUGAGCAGGACGCUCUGGCAAAUGGUGCUCUUCAGAUGUUGCGCUGGCUUCUUCGCUGGAACCGUCGUAACAAUCCGGGCUAUGCUUUCAGAAAACAGUACCCCGAGGACCCAGGCUAGGGCUUUCAGCUUCUUCGCAUUUAGCGGGAACUUGGGCAUUCUUCUUGGCCCGUUGAUAGGCGGCGCACUUCAGAGUCCGGCCAAGCAGUACGGUGGGGUUUUCGUCGACAUCAAAUUCUUCAGAGACUAUCCAUAUGCUCUGCCGACGUUUGUCACUGGCUCGAUUGGCGCUGCCGCUGCGGUGGCUUGCGGCAUUUUGGUGAAAGAGACACUGAAACGAAGAGUUAAAAGCGACAAUGGAUCUGAGCUUGAAGCUCCGAUGUCCAUCUACGAAAUUAUGAGAGCGCCAGAUAUAGGCUACGUGCUAUUCCUCUACACCCACGUCAUGCUCCUCGGUCUUGCCUAUACAGCCCUUUCGCCGUUAUUUUGGUUUACCGAAGUUUCCCUCGGAGGUUAUGGUUUCACCCCUAUGCAAAUCUCUCUUUUCCUAGCCGGCAUCGGCGUCUCGCAAGGAAUCUGGCUGUUGCUGUUCUUCCCGACCCUGCAACGAAAAUACGGUACGGGAAACAUUAUCCGAGUCUGUUACAUCACAUGGCCGAUCUUCUUCGCCACCUCGCCGCUGUGCAACUACCUCCUCCGGCACGGUCACACGACAGCCUUCUGGAUCAUAGCACCAACUUUCCAAAUUGCAGGGAGCGGUGUUGCUAUGGCCUUCACCGGAGUCCAACUCGCUUUGAACGAUGUCUCUCCGUCAUCGGAUACGCUUGCAACGCUAAACGCGAUGGCGCUCACACUUACAAGUGGCAUUCGAACGAUUGGGCCAAUAGCAUUCACUAGUCUGUUUGCUGCCGGGGCCAACAGCCAAUUUCUGAAUGGCUAUCUGGUGUGGAUUGUUCUGAUAGCUAUUGCGAUGCUCGGAACCGUGUCGAUGAGAUGGUAUCCCCAGAGAGCAGAGGGCAGAGUAAAGGAUCAUGAUGGUGUUAUCACACGCCAGUCACAGCGUUAG
This is a messenger RNA of Drepanopeziza brunnea f. sp. 'multigermtubi' MB_m1, 1518 nucleotides long. RefSeq lists its product as uncharacterized. Gene Ontology annotation, biological process: transmembrane transport. The record is from RefSeq and is a predicted model, not a curated record. Gene Ontology annotation, molecular function: transmembrane transporter activity. Lineage: Eukaryota; Fungi; Ascomycota; Leotiomycetes; Helotiales; Drepanopezizaceae.